Trichoderma citrinoviride is the source of this 1023-nucleotide messenger RNA. Its product is annotated as GroES-like protein. NCBI's taxonomy places the organism in Eukaryota, Fungi, Ascomycota, Sordariomycetes, Hypocreales, Hypocreaceae. Bases 1 to 1023 code for a protein of 340 amino acids. Gene Ontology annotation, molecular function: oxidoreductase activity; zinc ion binding. The transcript has a single exon. The record is from RefSeq and is a predicted model, not a curated record.
AUGUCACUCCCCCAAACCUACAAAGCAAUGGUCACCCUCGAGGCCGGCGCCCCCUUCACCCUCAAAGAGCUCCCCCUGCAGCGCCCCGGCCCCAACCAAGUCCUCGUCAAGGUCCUCGCCUGCGGCGUCUGCUUCUCCGACGUCGCCGUCAUCUCGGGCCACGUCGGCCCCGUGUUCCCCCGCGUCACGGGCCACGAGCUGGUCGGCGACGUCGUGGCCGUGGGCGAAAACGUGACGCGCAUCGCAGUCGGCCAACGGGUCGGCGGGCCGUGGCACGGCGGCCAUGACGGGACGUGUCGGCAGUGCCAGCGCUCGCAGUUUCAGUAUUGCGAGAACCAGGCCGUCAACGGGGUCAGCCAUGACGGCGGCUACGCAGAAUACGUCCUGCUCCGCGCCGAAGCCGCCGUUCGCGUGCCCAAGGAGGUCGACGCAGCGGAAAUUGCACCGUUCCUGUGCGCGGGAGUAACCGUCUUCAACGGAAUCCGCAAGCUGCACGUCGAGCAGGGCGGCAUCGUCGUGGUCAACGGGCUCGGCGGCCUCGGCCACCUCGCAGUCCAGUACGCCAACAAGAUGGGCUACGAAGUCAUUGCCCUCUCCUCCGGCGACGACAAGGCCAAUUUCGCAAAGGACCUCGGCGCGCACCACUACAUUAACACCAAGGCCUCGGACGCCGUCGCCGAGAUCCUCAAGCUAGGCGGGGCCGACAUCAUUGUGCAGACGGCCCCCGAUGCCGAGACGCUGAGCGCCCUCGUCAAGGCGCUGGCGCCGGGGGGGAAGCUGCUGAACCUGUCCCUCAUGGGGCCGGUGCCCAUCGACACGACAUCGCUGGUGAUGAAGGGGUCGAGCGUCCACGGCUGGGCGAGCGGGCACGCGAUUGAUAGCGAGGAGGCGAUUCAGUUUGCCGUCAGGCACGGGAUCCGGUGCAUGAUCCAGCGGUACCCGUUGGCGGAGGCGCAGAAGGCGGUGGAGGACUUGAUUGCGGGAAAGCCGCGGUUCAGGAACGUGCUGGUGAUGGAUGAGUGA